Molecule: messenger RNA, 1811 nt
Organism: Schistosoma spindalis
Lineage: Eukaryota; Metazoa; Platyhelminthes; Trematoda; Strigeidida; Schistosomatidae
Source: the annotation of a GenBank genome assembly
AUGUCGGUCAAAAUUAAGAAAUCAGUCGCUAGGUUUCUAAACCAUCAGGUUGCUCAUAGAAUAAAACUCUUAGAAUCAGCUUUGCUCGAAAUUCAUGAUCUGGAUAACCGCAUGAAAAUGGAACUAUUGGCUCUGAACACCCUUGCUAAUCCAAACGACGACGAAUUUUGUGAAGAAGAUUGUAUGACAUAUAUGUCUGCAGAAGAAGAGUUACUAAAAAGCCAUGGGAAUUUUGACGAUUCCAACUGUGAUGUCAAAUAUGAGUUGGUGGAUUUGAACGAUGAUGUUACAGCUUAUGAAGCAUCAAUUAAUAAAAUCGACGAACAAAUUCAAUCAAUCGAUGUCCACCAACCACAGUCUUGUUAUACUAAAGGUCGAAAGAUAUCUGCACUGAAUACAUUCGAUUUUCUUACUGGUCUUAUUAAUGAUCGAUCGUUAAAGCUGACUUCUUGUUUACCUUAUUCAUCCCAGUCUUCAUUAUUAUCAUUAUCACCUGAACAACAAUUGAGAAUAUCAAAAGAAUUUCCAUUAGAUAAUGAAUUAAAAUAUCGUCAUUAUACUUCAAUUAAUGAUGAUGAUGAUCAUGAUGAUGAUGGUGAUUUCUAUCAGAAUUCAGAUUCGAACAGUAGUUCCUUGAUAUUUGAUUCAAAUAUAUUAAAAAAUUCUCCAAAUAAUAAUAGUAUAACACAACUUGAAUGUAUGAGACAUUCAGAUCAUUAUAAUGGUUCAUCAUCUGUUAUACGAUUUAUGGAAAAUGUAUAUAUACGUGAAGAAGAAGAUGAUGAUGAUAAUAGUAUAAGUUCAGAUGAUGGUAAUAAUGAAGUUUCAAUGAAAAAAUGUACAUAUAUUUAUAUUGGAUUAUUAUCAAUUGUUAUCUGUAUUGCAUCAAUUCUAUUUUACAUGUAUCCAAUGUUCAUUUCACUUAAAUCACAAUCAUCUCCUUCUGUUCAUGAACAAUCUUUAACAUCUGUACAAAAACUCAGAACACAAAAUCUAACCAAUCAGUUAUCUCAAGAAUUUCAAGGUCAACAUAAACGUCUUUGGGCUCAAAUUCGUUCUGCUUUAGAAUCACCAUUUCAACAUGAAUAUACAAAUCAUCAAAGGCAAACAACUAAUGAAAGGAUUCCUCCUGUAGUACUUCUCAUUGUCAAUCGUUGUAUACAUUCAAUAGUCAAUAAUCAAUCUAAACAACAUCAUUCUACAUUGAAUCAUAAUGAAAAUGGAUCAUUUCAUUGUUUUAUUACACGUCUUGGUCAAUUAAUUAAUCAUUUAUAUUUGUCAAAUUCUAAAAAUUCAUGUUCAAUUGUAAAACCUCAUCAAUUGAACUCAUUAAAUAAACAAAAGUUUGAUCAAAUCAAAUUAGAUUUUGAUAAUCAACUUGACAACUUAUAUCAAUCUGGUGAACGAUGUUUUCAUUUCAUUUCAAUUGAUUUAUUACCAAUUGAAAUUAUUCUAUUAUUUCAUGGUUAUACAGAUACAGAGAAUUCAAUUUAUUCCAAUGCCAUUUUAAUAAUAAGUUUAUCAAAAAGAUUUGAUGUAUAUGAAUCAUUAAAUUGUACAAAAAAAUCAGAAUAUAUUUUACCUGGUUGUCAAACAGCUAGUCAAUUUGAACAUCAAAUUAAUCAAUAUUUACGUUCUUUAUGGAAUAAAUAUUUGGGUAAUGAAGAGGUAGAUGCAUUAAUUUCACGUUUAACUACAAAUAUUAUUAUAUUUCAUACAUAUCAUUAUCAUAUUCAAUAGAUGAGAAAACUAGAAUAUGAAUAUGAUUUUCUAUAAAAGAUGAAUAAUAAUAAAUUGAUCUUAACUUUGUA